AUGAAUAUACCGACCGAUCAACGCUCCUACUUUGCUCUCCCAGCUCGCCCCCACCCCCAAGACCCUCUCCCCCCAAAACGGCCUCCGUCCGCAUCCCCGCCCAGAACUCCCUCCCCGCCCAGGACUCCCCCGGCCCUUCCAUCAUGGACUCCAAUCAACGAACCUCCAUCCCUGCCCUCAUCCCCGUCCCCAUCCCCCGAACCCUCGGAUAACGACGGGGAAGCGGAGCAUCUUUCACCCAAGGCAAUCCACCGUCGCGGGAACCACUCCCGGCGGUUCGAGAGCCUAUUAGCGAAGCACUCACUCACAGCCCCGCCCGCAAAACCUUACUCCCUGCGCGCGAAGCAUUUGACGGUUAUUACGACAAUUCUACACAGGUCCUUGUUGGAAGCAGACUACCAGCGUGCGGCACGCGCUUUUGCUCUGCUGAUACGGUGUAAAGGCGUUGACCUUCGGCCCCUCUGGAGUAUAGGCCUCGAUCUCCUCCUCCGAAAACCUACCACUCCCGCUCCUGCUAAUGCAAACGUUGGGAAAGCGAUUGAAUACCUGAACCGCUUGAUACUAUUCUACCCAUACCGUCCUCGCAUCCACGCUCACCACCCCGCGAUAAUCUCUACUGCUAGGAGGAAGGAAGGGGACAUUGGGCGUGUGGGUGCUGCAUCCGCGCUAGAUUUCUACCCUGCACUGUUUCGAUUGCAAGUUAUUCAGCCGGGAGGUCUUGGGAAGGUUCGGGAGGAGAUUGAGGAGCUGAUGCUGACACCGCCGUGGCCGGAUAUGGUUGGCUUGUGGUUGAUGAAGGGGAUGGUGUUGAAUGCGAUUGCGGAUGAGGAGAGGGAUCUGGGGAGGAAGGAGGAAUUGAGAGCGGGGGCUGAAGAGUGUUUUGACGCGGUGAGGGAGAGGGGUGGUGAAGUUCCCGAUGAGGCGUCUUGGGAGGAAGGGAUGGACGAU
This is a messenger RNA of Tuber aestivum (summer truffle), 948 nucleotides long. The record is from the annotation of a GenBank genome assembly. Lineage: Eukaryota; Fungi; Ascomycota; Pezizomycetes; Pezizales; Tuberaceae.